Oryza brachyantha (malo sina) is the source of this 1023-nucleotide messenger RNA. Its product is annotated as soluble inorganic pyrophosphatase 4-like. The transcript is spliced from 9 exons. The record is from RefSeq and is a predicted model, not a curated record. Gene Ontology annotation, molecular function: inorganic diphosphate phosphatase activity; magnesium ion binding. The coding region runs from base 140 to 787 and encodes 215 amino acids. Gene Ontology annotation, biological process: phosphate-containing compound metabolic process. Gene Ontology annotation, cellular component: cytoplasm. Lineage: Eukaryota; Viridiplantae; Streptophyta; Magnoliopsida; Poales; Poaceae.
CCUUGCCCAUCCAACCCUCUUCUUCUUCCUCCUCGUCUUCUCCUUCUAGGGUUUCUUCCUCCGCAGACACGCGCCGCCUCCUCGCCCUCUGCAUCUCCAGCCACCAGAUUCAGAUCUACUCUUCUGCCAAGCUUGUCUCAUGGCUCCUGCUGUUGAAGCUGUGGAGAAGAAGACAAACUCAGCCCCCAAGGCUCCUGCUCUCAAUGAAAGGAUACUGUCUUCCAUGUCCCGGAGAUCUGUUGCGGCACAUCCUUGGCAUGAUCUUGAGAUAGGACCUGGUGCACCAACUGUGUUCAACUGUGUUAUUGAGAUACCAAGGGGCAGCAAGGUUAAAUAUGAACUUGACAAGAAAACUGGACUGAUAAAGGUGGACCGUGUGCUCUAUUCAUCUGUUGUGUACCCUCACAACUAUGGAUUCAUUCCUCGCACACUAUGUGAAGACAGUGAUCCGUUGGAUGUGCUGGUUAUUAUGCAGGAGCCAGUUAUACCAGGUUGCUUCCUACGAGCAAAGGCCAUUGGCCUCAUGCCUAUGAUUGACCAGGGAGAGGCAGAUGAUAAGAUUAUUGCAGUUUGUGCUGAUGAUCCUGAGUACAAGCAUUACAAUGAUAUCAAGGAGCUCCCACCUCAUCGCUUGGCUGAAAUCAGGCGCUUUUUUGAGGACUACAAGAAAAAUGAGAACAAGGAAGUUGCUGUCAAUGACUUCCUGCCUGCAAGUUCUGCUUAUGAGGCCAUACAGCACUCCAUGGAUCUGUAUGCUACCUACAUCGUGGAGGGCUUGAGGAGGUAGACUUGUGCUGCAUUCAGGACCGAGAAGAUGUUGACAAAAACUGGAGACAUAUUAUCACCUUAUCAAACAAAUACAAUUGUUUUGUUGGUAUGAUAUACACCGAUAUUAAAUCAGUUUAAAGUAGUAACAGCAAGAGUAGAAACUAGUAGGAGAACAAAGAGUGAUUCCUUCAAUGGCCCUCAGUGCCACCACGAUAUGGAUUAUUGAUGAAUUGUGAUACUUUUAUGUUGAUUCUA